Molecule: messenger RNA, 2103 nt
Organism: Erpetoichthys calabaricus (reedfish)
Lineage: Eukaryota; Metazoa; Chordata; Cladistia; Polypteriformes; Polypteridae
Gene: wtap
Product: WT1 associated protein
Exons: 8
Coding region: 298-1455 (385 amino acids)
Biological process (GO): regulation of alternative mRNA splicing, via spliceosome
Cellular component (GO): nucleus
Source: RefSeq, a predicted model, not a curated record
CCCUUAUGAUGCUUUGCGCUGGAAUCUCCACCUCUAACUCAUGGCGGCGGUGGUAGAGGCGGUCAAGUGUUUUUCAUAGCACCCGUGAAAGCUCGAGGUUUGGGAUUCCGUGUGCCUUUGUUUGUGCUGUCUGCGGAGCAACGUGCGGUGCCUGGUGGGGAGCUUUUCUGUGCGCUGCGAGGGGAGAGAAGGGCCGGGUAAGUCCCGAAACGCUGCGGGAGAGUCUGCAUCUCUUCCUUCAGCGCCAUUUUGUAGCAGCGAGGAGGUUCCAAACACAAGAAAACGGCAGAGCUCAAGAUGACUAAUGAGGAACCUCUUCCAAAGAAGGUUCGCCUCAGUGAGAAUGACCUGAAGAAUCUCUCAAGAGAUGAAUUGUGUCUAAGAUGGAAACAACAUGAAGCAUAUGUUCAGGUUCUGGAGGCGAAAUAUGCAGAGCUGAACUCAAAUGAUGUCACUGGUUUGAAGGAGUCUGAAGAGAAACUUAAACAGCAGCAGCAGGAGUCUGCAAGAAGGGAGAAUAUCCUUGUCAUGCGGCUUGCCACAAAGGAGCAGGAAAUGCAGGAGUGUACUAACCAGAUUCAGUACCUCAAGCAAGUCCAGCAGCCCAGUGCAGCUCAACUGAGAUCUACUAUGGUGGACCCUGCCAUCAACUUGUUUUUCCUUAAAAUGAAGAGUGAACUGGAACAGACUAAAGACAAACUGGAGCAAGCCCAAAAUGAACUCAGUGCCUGGAAAUUUACACCUGAUAGCCAAACGGGCAAAAAGUUGAUGGCCAAAUGUCGGAUGCUUAUACAGGAAAACCAAGAAUUGGGGAGACAGCUUUCCCAGGGACGAAUCGCUCAGUUAGAGGCAGAGCUGGCUUUACAGAAGAAAUACAGUGAGGAGCUUAAAAGCAGUCAAGAUGAGCUGAAUGAUUUUAUUAUUCAGUUGGAUGAAGAGGUGGAGGGAAUGCAGAGCACAAUAUUGGUCCUGCAGCAGCAGCUAAAAGAAACCCGCCAGCAACUUGCCCAGCAAGAUCAACAGCAAUCCUCUGCACCUGGCACCAGCAGGACUACUGAGCAGUCUGGUCAGGCAGAUGCUCGAGUGGCCAAUGGACCAAGCAAUAGCGGCCAGCUCCAGAGGACUUCGGUGUCGGGCGUUUAUAGAGAAGUCAGUAGCACCGAGGAGGAUUUUCCUUCCUCGCCUGGCAAUGGGAAUAAACUUUCCAACCACUCGGAAGAGAGAUCAAGCAGAGGGGGGGUUAGCUAUGCAAACCCAUUGAGUGCUGGUUACGAGAGUGUCGACUCUCCGACUGGCAGUGACAAUUCACUUGCACACCACUCAAACGAUACUGAUUCCAACCACGAUCCUCAAGAGGAGAAGUCAGUGAGUGGGAAAGGUAACAGAACUGCAAAUUCUCGCCAUGCCCACAAUGGUUUGGACUCGACUGUCAAUGCACAGAGUACUGUUUCGUAAUGUCAUUUAUAUUCAGCCAUUUUAUAUGAUGUGUGUAUACUUAAAUGUGCAUCUGCAGUUUUGUUAAGCUGACUGAGGAUGCUGUUCAGAUGUUGUUGGGACUAGUGUUGAAGUAUAAAAUGAAACUUUUUGUUUCUCUUCCCUUGCCCAUGUGAUUCCUUUGCCACAGUUUAAAUUUUAACUUCGUUCAAUUUUCUUAAAAAAAAAAAUGUAGAUUUGAGUUAUUUUUUUAUGAUUUAACAAAAGUUUUCAACUCUGUUCAAGCCUGUAAAAUAUUUUGUAUAUCCAGUGGUGGUGGCUAUGGGAUUGUCUAUAUACUUUAUGACCUACAUUACUGCACUCUUCAUGAGGAACAUCAUCAUUUUCAUGCUUCAGAGAAAUUGGUGUGCUCUGCUUUAUCUACAUCACACACUGGGGGGGCGGGGGGGGGGGGGGGGGUUGCGUUUUGUGUGUAGUUUUUUAACAAAUGUGUACAUCUUUAGGUCUGUGUCACUCUUUUUUUAAACUUCCCUCCCCUUUCCCUGCUGGUGAAAACAAAUGUUUUACAAGUUGUCUGUAUGUAAGCAGUUUCUAGGAAAUGUUCCCUGUUCAAGGCAUAAUACUCUUUUCCUGUACUGACCAAACUUAAAUAAAAGACUUUUAACAUUG